AGCAAGACUUUGUGCAUGUUUCUCAGUAGAAGAUUCCGCGCAGUGUUUCUUCCACUGUCCACACCGGUCUUUACACUACAUUUUCCGGGAAAUCAUACGCCAGCCAUGAAGCUGUGGAUGUUACUGGGAUUACUAAUUGGCGGCGCUGCUGCUCUGGACGUCAACAUCACAAUUCCAGCCGUUGCAAUACCAGCCAAAGAUCUCGCCAAGACAAUUCUCGAAGCCGGAAAGAAUUUAGCGGCCGAUCCCGUCGCAUACUUAUCCGCUCUCGGUGUUAAAUGGCUGGAUACGAAACAUGCCGGCAUGUUGCCGCAACAAUUCAUACCACCCAAGCUGCAGGAUGCCGAUAUUCCCGAUGAAUUUGACGCCAGAAAAGCAUGGCCGAAAUGCCAGAGCCUUGCACAGAUUCGUAUGCAAGGAGGGUGCGGAGCAUGUUGGGCGCACACGGUAGUAGAAGCGCUAACUGACCGGCUGUGCAUCUUCUCCCAAAAUAAAGACCUCUUUGUGCAUUUGUCCGCGCAAGAUAUGCUGACAUGCUGUCCAACGUGUGCCGUUUGUGGAUCUGGAUGCAGAGGUGGACUUGUGGAGAUGGCGUACGAUUCCUUUGUAACCGACGGUGUGGUAACCGGUGGUAAUUAUGGGGAACUCAACGGCUGUAUGCCAUAUCUGAUUAAACCGGCGCAUGAGGAUGAUGGCGCACCGACGCCGACUUGCUUGAAAGGAUGCCUGCCUACCCACAGCCGCAACUAUGCCGAUGACCGAUAUUACGGUGAAUCGUGGUAUAUGAUCACCAAGUUCGAUAAACGAAUGGAAUUGGUCGAUGUACAGCAGACGGAACGCGAUAUGCAGCUGGAAAUUAUGACCAACGGAUCGGUCAGCGUGGUUGUGGAGAUGUUUCCGGAUUUCAAGCUUUACAAAACUGGGGUUUACGAGCACGAUCCCGCAUCAGGCGAGCGAACCGGCUUUCAUGCUAUGAAAGUCCUUGGCUGGGGCGUUGAAUCCAACAAGCCGUACUGGUUGGUAGCUAAUUCUUGGGGCACUGACUGGGGUGACAAGGGAUUCGUCAAGAUUCGCCGCGGGCGAAAUGAAAUGAGCAUUGAAUCCCGGGUGAGCGCUGGGAUACCCAAGGUCUACAACCAUACCGGACCGGUACGCACGUACAAAAACGUUAUCGAGGCUCUGUACGCUGCUGGACAGAACAUCGUCGGUGCCGUUAGUGCCACCGGCCGGGCGUACAUUAAUAUGAUGUAUGGGUGCGGUUUGCGAAGUGUCGUGGCGGGUCUACAAGCGGGAACAUCGGGAACGUCAGGGACCUCCGGGACAUCCGGCACAUCUGGAACCUCAGGGACUUCGGGAACAUCAGGCACAUCCGGAACAUCUGGUUCAGCACCACCUAGCAGCAAACCGUCCAACGCCAGCCCGACCAGUGGCCUGGCAAAUGCACUCAACAACGUCGGUGUAUUUGUACCGGAUUUGACCGGUUUCAUGUCGGUGGAAAACCUCAAGAGCUUAAUGGAACAGAAUGCAGCUGGCCUGGGCCUGGUUCUUCCCAACGGCAAACAGCUGCAGCUGAACAUGACAGAGCUCACCCUGUGGUUCCGAUCCACCGCUAAGAAAGCGGUCACCGAUGCCUACAACGCGGCCAAAGACGAAGUGAUUUCGGCAGUGUCUGGUGUGGCAUCCAAGCCAGUGAGCGGUCUCAUUGAUGCCGGUGCAAGCUGGCUAUUUGGCAACGAUAAACCAAAAGGUCCCGGCAAACCCGACGACAAACCUGGCAAACCGGACGAUAAGCCUAAUAAGCCCGCUGGGAAACCAAGCCUUUUUGGAGGAUUUUUCUAGCCAAAAGCUUGUUUCAGAUCAAAACACUGAAAAGCCGAUCUUCCAAACAUGCAGAUUUUACGCUUUAUUUUCUCAGUUUAUUGCUAUAUGCAGCACUUCUAUGGUUGCGGUUCCAUAUCUAGUUAACUUGAUUAAUUAAAGUGUUCACCCACAAGAAGAAAUGUUAGCGAACAUCAGAAUUUCGGUAACUGAACGGCAAUCACUUCGCCUCUGUGAAUUCUUGGAGGCAUCCAACCAGAACGUAUAAAUGUCACCUUUUCCUUUUA
Molecule: messenger RNA, 2105 nt
Organism: Paramacrobiotus metropolitanus
Lineage: Eukaryota; Metazoa; Tardigrada; Eutardigrada; Parachela; Macrobiotidae
Product: cathepsin B-like cysteine proteinase 5
Exons: 7
Coding region: 16-1839 (607 amino acids)
Cellular component (GO): lysosome
Molecular function (GO): cysteine-type endopeptidase activity
Source: RefSeq, a predicted model, not a curated record